This is a messenger RNA of Jaculus jaculus (lesser Egyptian jerboa), 3675 nucleotides long. RefSeq names its product DnaJ heat shock protein family (Hsp40) member B5 (gene Dnajb5). Gene Ontology annotation, molecular function: protein-folding chaperone binding. The transcript is spliced from 4 exons. NCBI's taxonomy places the organism in Eukaryota, Metazoa, Chordata, Mammalia, Rodentia, Dipodidae. Gene Ontology annotation, cellular component: cytosol. Bases 708 to 1970 code for a protein of 420 amino acids. Gene Ontology annotation, biological process: negative regulation of transcription by RNA polymerase II. The record is from RefSeq and is a predicted model, not a curated record.
CCGUGGUCGGGGGUUGGGAUGCGGAGGGCGCAUAGCUUUCAUCUGCUGGAGGGAUGCGGGGAUGGGAAGCCCGGGGUCCGCGACCCGGGCCUGGCUGUCUUAGAGGACAGCCCGCGUCCGAGCCCCGCGAGGUUGUCAGGUCGGGUUGGGUCCCGUCGGAUUGGGUUUCCCCGGGGCCGGGGCGUUGCUGAGCUGUCCAGCCAGCUCGGGGUGACAUCACCGACACCCCCCCUCCGCCCCUGCGCAGACCCCCCUCCUCUGCCUUUCCCCGCCGCGCCUUUUGUCCCGGCCAGGCUUGGCUGUGCCCCGCCUAUCUGCGGGGGAGGAGACUCCCCGUCAGUGACUUCAUUGAGUAGGUUCUUCGGGAUUGGGCCUGGGUCCUCCCCACACAGAGGCGAGUAGAGCUCCCUGCCUCUCGGGCCCUCGCUGGCACACCUGCCACAGGUACACACGCUGCCACUCGCUCACAAGCACGCACACACUGCCGCGCUGCCAUUCAGCCACUCGCAGCCAGCCAGACGCUGCUGUGCCCGAGAGCAGCUGGCCGCUGGACCCUCUCCCUUCCCUCUCCGCACCCGGGGAUCAGGCGCCGGACAGGCCUUGCUGGUGGGCAAGGACCUCUGAGAAUCUGAGGAGGUGGCUUCCAGAGCUUCAGCGUCCCAAGCAGGCUCCGGUGGAGCGAUCAGAGGUGAGGGGCUUGGCUGGGCAUGUUUAAGCGCACAGUGCUCUCCUGCCCACCCCCAGCAGAACCCCCACUACAGGCUCGAGGAGCUUUCCGGAGCUUCCCACACUUCUGGGGAGAAGACUUCUUAGCCAGCUUGAUGUUUAAAAUUCAGCUGGAGCCCUUAAAACUUCGAGCGUGGACGCUGAAUGGGUUUGUAAAGUUUCGAAACAAGGAGCCCAGCACCGGUCCAGUGGCUGUAAUGGGAAAAGAUUAUUACAAGAUUCUUGGAAUCCCGUCAGGGGCCAAUGAGGAUGAGAUCAAGAAAGCCUAUCGGAAGAUGGCUCUGAAGUACCACCCAGACAAGAACAAAGAACCCAAUGCAGAGGAGAAGUUUAAGGAGAUUGCAGAGGCCUAUGACGUGCUGAGUGACCCUAAGAAACGGAGUCUGUAUGACCAGUAUGGAGAGGAAGGCCUGAAGACCGGCGGUGGUUCAUCAGGUGGUUCCAGUGGCUCCUUUCACUACACCUUUCACGGGGACCCUCAUGCCACCUUUGCCUCCUUCUUUGGUGGCUCCAACCCCUUCGAUAUCUUCUUUGCCAGCAGCCGCUCCACUCGGCCCUUCAGUGGCUUUGACCCAGAUGACAUGGAUGUGGAUGAAGAUGAGGACCCAUUUGGUGCCUUUGGCCGCUUUGGCUUCAAUGGGCUGAGUAGGGGUCCAAGGAGAGCCCCAGAACCACUGUACCCCCGGCGCAAGGUGCAGGACCCGCCCGUGGUGCAUGAGCUGCGGGUGUCCCUGGAGGAGAUCUACCACGGCUCCACCAAGCGCAUGAAGAUCACAAGGAGGCGUCUCAACCCUGAUGGGAGAACUGUGCGCACCGAGGACAAAAUCCUGCACAUCGUUAUCAAACGUGGCUGGAAGGAAGGUACCAAGAUCACCUUCCCCAAAGAGGGGGAUGCCACCCCUGACAACAUCCCUGCCGACAUCGUGUUCGUGCUCAAAGACAAGCCCCAUGCCCACUUCCGCCGAGACGGCACCAACGUGCUCUACAGUGCGCUGAUCAGCCUCAAGGAGGCUCUGUGUGGCUGCACCGUGAACAUUCCUACCAUCGAUGGCCGAGUGAUCCCUUUGCCCUGCAAUGACGUCAUCAAGCCAGGCACCGUGAAGAGACUUCGUGGGGAGGGCCUUCCCUUCCCCAAAGUGCCCACUCAGCGGGGAGACCUCAUUGUGGAGUUCAAAGUCCGCUUCCCAGACAGAUUAACACCACAGACACGACAGAUCCUUAAGCAGCACUUACCCUGCUCCUAGGCUCUGCCCCAGCUAGUCCAGAGUCUACCACAGCAAUACCCCUACACGUACCCUAGCUAAUGUGUACCUGGCUAGAUGUCCACUGGACACUGGCAAUUUUUUUCUAAAAUGAAAAAAAAAAAAACUAAAAAAAAAACAACAAACAAAAAAAAACACCACUAAUUUUUCAGGAAACGUUUCCUGUCCCUGAUCCCUUUCAGAGCUGGGCUGCUUUGGGGGAGUGGGAGGGAGGUGGGGAGAACUAGCCCAGGCUAGGGAUCAAUUUUCAUGUCACUAGCUUUGAAUCCAGCUCCCACUCCAGUGGCUGGAGAGUGACUUGAGUGCUACUUGAAGAUAUAGUCCUUGCCCACGCCUGUAAAUAGCAUGUCCUCCUUCCUUCUCCGCCUUGCUAAUACCUUUCCUCUCCCUUCCUCCUGGCCUCCUCCUGUUGGGGGAGGAAGAGGACAGAAGGACACUGCUUUUCUGCCCCACCUGCCACCCCUCCAGGUGUCCAGGAUUAUCACACACGUCCAUGCACGUGAAGCACUUGCCUAGAGCUGUCUGUGCCUCUCUAGGAGAUAAAGAGAAAGGGAAGGUCCUAACCCAUGAAUAGGGCCAUUCAUUGAGCACGAGACACUUUUCAUUUGGGGCAGGAAGGUGAUGGACCCUCUGCAGCGUCCCCAGCAGCUUGCCCUGCCCACACCCCCCAAAGGCGGGGGUUCUGUCUUCCUAGCUUCUCUGAGAAGUGUUCAAGGGUAGAAAAAAGGGAAGCAGGGCUGAGGCAUCAGGGCUGAGAAGUGGGGCAGGGUGCCCAUCUUCAGCCUUCAUCAGGAAGGGAAAGGGCUUUGGGGUCAGGCGGCAGCUAUUCCCCACCAAGAGAUUCAGGGUCCCAGGUUUCUCCCCAUACCUCUGAACUCAGGGCCUAGCCACCCCAAACUUCCAAACCCCACUUUUGUGAUAUGUGAAGCUACUUAUUUCUUACCCUUCUGGGAGGCUGUGUGGGGAAUUUCCAGCCCUUUUAUGCCUGUGUGACCCCACCCCACUCCCACAGUUGUAUAAAAGUCAAAUAAUGAAGGAGCUGGGAGAAGACUGGUUCAGCUGGUCCUGGGGUGGGGGUCAUUAGGUUUUUUUUUCACUCUGACAAGCCCCUGAAUGUUUUUAUAGUAGUUUUUUUGUAUUUUUUUGUAAUGACAGUAUUAUGAAAAAAUAAAGUAUUUUAAAAAUAUGGCCUUUGAGCAGGAACAACAAUCCUAAAAUGGGGGCUAAUGUGUAGUGCCACCGUCAACCUUCCUCCAGUGACCCUGGUCACCUUUGAAAACCCCAAGCAAAUCCUCAAUAUAAGCCAAAGCUUACCACUUUUUCCUCUUAAGUUCUGACUCCUUGGAAUUCCAGAACAAAUAUCCCAAACACAAGAUGGAAGCCACCACUGAGCUAUUUGAGAAGAAACAAUAUCUUGGUUUGUGAGAAAGACCUGUUCUCUUCAGAUGAUUUGUCAGAUUUUCUCAUAUAAAGUUUCUUUUUUUUUUUUUUUUCUUGAGACAGUUUCUUCCUAGGAGGGGAUGGAGGAAGACGUCCUGACUGAUUAGGAUAGAUACAUUGCCAUCAACAAAAUUUGAGCACAAACAAUGUAGCUAGAGGUUCUUGGCCUCUUCGGCCCAUGCUGUCAGUGCCUGGAUAGGGACCUGGACUCCCUGGGAGGCAUUAAACACAGUUGCUGCUACUUGAA